UAAAGUUGAAUAAAAAUAGAGAAAAUGUUAGUAGUUCUUCUUUUUGUUAAUUUGAUUAAAUUAAAUUAAAAUAAAAUAAAAACUAAUAGAUGUGGCUCAGGUGAUCGAGCAGGUCGUCUACCAAUAGGAAGGUUUGUGGAUCGGCUCAGUAUCCAACUGUCAUGAGAAUUCCAAUGUUUUCCGGAGGACGUGAAGGCAACAGUGGAAAAUCAGAAAAUGUCAAGCCAAGAAAUCUGAGCCUCCUCUGUUCUCCUCUGGCUCCAACAGAGAACAACUACAGUGCGGGUUUACAGCUCCAACUCUGCUGAAGCAUGUGAUUAAAACUUGGAUCAGACUAACUCAGUUUACUCGAUAAGAGGUGGGAAAAAAAUGAUGAUCUUACUUUGAAAUACUGAAACAUAAUGCAACUUUGUACUACCUUAACUCUGAGCUGGAGUGAGGGUGAGACCACCAACCUAGAGCAGAACAAAGACUUGAAGAGGAAAUGGGACCUCCUCUUGUGCCUCCUAAAUAUUUUUUAGGACUUUGUGGGUCUUGUGUCAUUUUUCAUUCUUUCUGCGGUCUGGGAUGAAGCCAGAGCAGUCCAAAGGAGGAACUAGUCCUCCCUCUAUUUUUUUUGUUAAACUGAAUCUGCAUUAAGUCAAAGAUUGAACCUCAUCUGUUUCCACUAAAAAGCACAUUUUAAACAAAUUAGAGCCCAGUGAGAAACUGGAAAUCGCACAAAGGACAAGAAAAAAUGUCAGAAAGAGUGUUUACUACAGAGUUUGCAAACAGCUGAAGGAUUUCUGCAGAUGCACACUCUAUAACUGUGAAUGAGUGUGUGCCUCACUAGUGCAUGCUUUUAUUUCCUGACCCCAGUUCAUAACUUCAAGGUCCAUGGCUUAUGUUCACUUCCUCUGACAUUUGUCCAUUGAUCCUGUUCUCCAGUUUUCUAAUGGGAUCUUGUUUCAGCAUGGACUGAACUCCACGAUGGAUACAACUUUGAUGAUGGAGGUUUCAAGAUUAGGUCCAAGCAAAGCUGCUACGGGUGACCCUCUGACCUAAAUACUGAGUACCGUUAUGGUCAGAAGUUCUUACAUCCACUCAUCAUGGUCAUUUCAAAUUUCAUGAUCUCAGUCUGACAGCAAUGCAUCAUCACGCUGGGCUAUAAGAAGUGUAAGAGUCCUGAGUGAAGCCACCAUCUGGUCCACAUUCUCCUGCAGCACAGGUCUAAUCCAGUCAGCAGUCAUGAAAUUCUCCCUCAUUGUCGCCGUUGUCGUGCUCGCCCUGGCACAAGGAAGCUUUGCACAGGAAGCCUUCAGUCUUGACAACCUCAGUCAGUACUUUGAGGACCUGAAGAACAAAAUGCCUCAAGACCUGGGUGAGAUCAUCCGCAACCCAGAUCUGGUGAACCAGGCUCGGACUUUCUUGGAGGAGAGGAAAGCCCAGCUGGAGCCCCUGGCCACUCAGAUCCAGGAACAACUGAGGGCCGCUUCCACCAACGUGGAGGAGCAGCUCAAACCUCUGGCCACCCAGUUGCAGCCCAUGUUCGAGAACCUCCAGAGGCAGGUGGAGGCUAUGGUCCAGACGAUGAGAGAUCAGGCCGCUGCCAUCGGCAACUAAAAGAAAACGAUCAACUUCUCUAGCAGACGUGCCACCACAUCACCAUCUUUUGUCGUGGACUGAAUUCAUACAGCUGCUUGUGUUGGAUGGCUGACUUGAGAUCAGGGAGCCUAAAAAUGUGUUUCAGUGCUUGUUAAUGUUUGACUGUUCCUCCUGUCACAAAAGCACAAAUAAAGAAAAA
This is a messenger RNA of Pelmatolapia mariae (spotted tilapia), 1783 nucleotides long. RefSeq names its product type-4 ice-structuring protein-like. The coding region runs from base 1228 to 1602 and encodes 124 amino acids. The transcript is spliced from 6 exons. The record is from RefSeq and is a predicted model, not a curated record. NCBI's taxonomy places the organism in Eukaryota, Metazoa, Chordata, Actinopteri, Cichliformes, Cichlidae.